AUGUGGGGUGUUGGUGUGGUUGGUUUGUUUGUUUUGGGGGUGAGGGGGAUUGAUUAUUUUGUGGGGGGGUGGGGUGGUGGUUGGGGGGGGGGUGGGUGGUGGGGGGGGGGGGUGUGUAGGGUGGGGGAGUGGGUGGGGUUUGUGUGGUGUGGGUUGUGGGGGUGUUGGGGGGGGGUGGGGUGGUGGGGGGGGGUGGGUGUGAGGUGUGUUGGGUUUAUUGGGUGGGUGUUGUGGGGGUGGGUUUUGGGGUGGAUUUUUGGGUUGAGGUGGGGUUUUGGGUGUGGGGUUUGUGGGUUUGUGGGUGGUGAGUGGGGUUGUUGGGGGUUUUUUGGUUGUGUGUAUGGUGGGUUGUGGGGGGUUGGUGGUUGUGGGGGGGGGUGUAUUUUGGUUGGUGGUUGGGGGGGUGGGUGGUUUGUGUUGUGUGGGAUUGGGUAUUGGGGUGGUGUUUUGGGGGUGGGUUUGUGUUUAGGUGGUGGGGGGGGGUUUGGGUUGUUGGGGGUUGUUUUGUGGGGGUUGAUGGGAGAAGGGGGGUGGGGGUGUGGUGUGGUUGUUGUUUGGUGUUUGGGGGGGGGGUGUUUGGGUUUGGGUGUGUGGUUGGGUGUUUGGGGGGGGGGGGGGGGGUUUUGUGGGGUGUGGGGGGUGGGGUUGUUGUUGUAG
Messenger RNA from Knipowitschia caucasica, 657 nucleotides. Lineage: Eukaryota; Metazoa; Chordata; Actinopteri; Gobiiformes; Gobiidae. The record is from the annotation of a GenBank genome assembly.